Molecule: messenger RNA, 924 nt
Organism: Medioppia subpectinata
Lineage: Eukaryota; Metazoa; Arthropoda; Arachnida; Sarcoptiformes; Oppiidae
Source: the annotation of a GenBank genome assembly
UAGGAGAAGAUCCAGAGGUUCGCGGCUUCUUUCACGCGAGCGCUUUCAACUCGUUUGGCAUCAGUCUCUCGGGUGGUAUCGGCUAUCAAAUGGCCAAAUGGCUCACAACAGGCGCACCAGAGAUCGACUUAUCAGCCUAUGAUAUAAAGAGAUUCAAUAGACAUUUGGUUCACAAUAGAGUUUGGUGUCAAGAGAGGUGUCGGGAGGCGUACGCCAGAAACUAUGGCAUUAUCUAUCAGUGCGAUGAACCCCUCACAGCCCGAAACGAGACGUUUAGCGACGCGUUAUAUGACAUACUGAAAAGCAAAGGCUGUGUAUAUCGAGAAAGACAUGGCAUUCAGUGUCCGGAUUGGUUUGAUUUGACGCCACAACGACUCACAACUGAAGAGUACAUUGAUUUGGACAACACAUACGACUGGUCCGAAGACAGCCGGCAAUGGAUGGCCGUUAAACAUGAGUGCGAGUCCUCUCAUGAAAGAGCGAUUGUUGUGAAUCUCUCCUCAAUGGCUAAGUAUUUGGUUCGCGGAGAGAAUGCUAUGAAAGUAAUCGAUAGUUUGAGUCCAACUGAUGUCAAAUCAAUGCCCAAUAAUUCAACAAUACUUACAUAUCUGCUCAAUAAGAGGGGCGGUAUUAUCGCCGAAAUUAUCGUUACAAAAAUAAAUGACUCCGAGUUCUACAUAACGUGUGCCGAAGUGUCCACUAAUCAUGUUUUCGUCAAUUUAUGUGAUGUAAUAAACGAUGAAAACAUAGGAAAUAUAGAAAUUGUCGAUUUGUCUAAAGAUAUCGGAAUUCUAUCACUAAAUGGACCAAAAAGUACGGAAAUAUUAGAAACAAGUUUUGAUAUAUCAUUGAAUGAUUUCCGCGAAGGAAGUCAUCGGAAAAUCAAAAUAAAUGUAAGCAUUGAAUGAGUUUUAUAAUAAUUUA